CGGCCUCAGUCGCUGGCGGGAGCUUGAAAAUGUGAAAUCGCGCUCAGGGAUUCGGCCUGAUUCGGUGGAAUUGCCAUAUCAAGCGGGACUAUUGGCAAGCACAUCCGCCCCAACCAUAUCUGUGAUUAUAUAGUAGCCAUCUAGCGAAAUAAAGCACACACUUAUUCAAAACUACUACUGAUAGUCGCUGUAAAAAGCAAAAAACAAAGAAAACUGCCGUAUAAAUCUCUCCCAGCCCAGAACGGCUAAUCAGUCUGAUUAAGGUAUCAUGAAAUCCACCAUUUCUUUGCUACUGGUCGUCAUCUGCACCGUGGUCCUGGCCGCGCAACAGAGCCAAGCGAAAAAGGGAUGCCAGGCCUACGGUCAUGUGUGCUACGGUGGUCAUGGCAAGCGCUCUCUGAGCACCGGAUCCGGGUCUGAAACGGGAGUGGGAAUGGGCGAGGCAGUCACCGGAGGACAGGAAGCAGACUAUGUGCGUCCGAAUGGCCUACUGCCCAUGAUGGCGCCAAAUGAACAAGUACCGCCCGAGGGCGACUUUAAUGACUAUCCCGCCCGUCAGGUGCUUUACAAAAUCAUGAGAUCAUGGUUUAACCGACCUCGCCGACCCGCCUCUCGCCUGGGUGAACUGGAUUAUCCCUUGGCCAAUUCCGCCGAAUUGAAUGGUGUAAACUAAGGCCAGGAAAGUUAUCAAUAUACGAAUUUUCACAAAGUACAGUAAAACCGGAAACAACCCUCAAGAACAAGAGCAACAAAGACAGCAACAACAACAACAAAAACCACAGCAACAUCAGCGACAACACAUGAAUUACUUAUUAAUGUUAAUUACUUUCGCAACUUGUAUAAAAUGUUUGAUAAAUGUCUACACAUACCAAGCAGUCAAUUUUCAUGCUAAUUGCAUAAGCAUCGAACAUAAAAACCCAACUGAAAUUUUUAGGGGCUGGUAAGGAUUUCAGUGCCAAAAAAAGGAGCAGACGAGGAAAAAUAAAUCGAAGAAAACGGCAAAGACAGCGUGUUUCACUGUUCAUAUGUCAAAUACGUAUAUUUUAAUUAUGUUUAUUUACGAGGAAAGCUAAAGACUAUAUAUAGUUGUAAUAUUAUUUAACAUACAAAAUAUAUACAUAUUAACUUUGUAAACUGUGUAUGUUAGUCUUUAUAGGUGUAUAUGUAUAUUACGGCAGCGCAACACAAGGAAAAUGUUCACAACAGUUUUAUUUAUAAAGAGAUGCUUGGUUAAAUAAAUAAUAUAAUGUGCUACAAGAGCCUUCAAAUUCAA
Drosophila yakuba is the source of this 1273-nucleotide messenger RNA. RefSeq names its product neuropeptide CCHamide-2 (gene CCHa2). Gene Ontology annotation, biological process: neuropeptide signaling pathway. Lineage: Eukaryota; Metazoa; Arthropoda; Insecta; Diptera; Drosophilidae. The transcript is spliced from 4 exons. Gene Ontology annotation, molecular function: neuropeptide hormone activity. Bases 269 to 673 code for a protein of 134 amino acids. The record is from RefSeq and is a predicted model, not a curated record.